Molecule: messenger RNA, 3253 nt
Organism: Culicoides brevitarsis
Lineage: Eukaryota; Metazoa; Arthropoda; Insecta; Diptera; Ceratopogonidae
Gene: pdm3
Product: POU domain, class 6, transcription factor 2
Exons: 13
Coding region: 850-3006 (718 amino acids)
Biological process (GO): regulation of transcription by RNA polymerase II
Molecular function (GO): DNA-binding transcription factor activity, RNA polymerase II-specific; RNA polymerase II cis-regulatory region sequence-specific DNA binding
Source: RefSeq, a predicted model, not a curated record
AUAUUAAAUACAAUCAAAUAACUUUUUGCUUGAUAAACACAUAAAAAAUAAUAAAUAAUAGAAAAACAGUUAAGGAAAAAAAAAACAAAACAAACACAAAAAUUAUUAUUAAACGACACAAUUGUAUUGUUCUUUGGGUUUGGGUCCGUACACGAGUCCACAUAAAAAGCGGCAAAAACUCAUCAUCAUCGUCAUCAAGUAUAAUUAUAAUAACAGUCACUAUUUUAUUAUUUUAUACACAACUACGACAACGUGCAUCGUGUACACUCGAAAAAUUCUACAAAACACGACACCCAGCAAAGCAGCUACUUAAAUACACAAUUAUAGUAAUAAUAUAAAAUUUUCUAUUUGAGGGUAAAUUUAUUGAUUAAUUAAAGUUAAUGUUGUUGUGUCGUCUGCAACGUUGAUCGCAAGUAGAACAGUUAACUCUUCUACGCCGCCCGCCACACAACACGCCAUCCAUCUAUCCACAGCGGCGAGACACCGAGCGAGAGACACAUUGUAACUCAUUUUAUAUCUUAAUAGAAUUCUAUUGAACAGCACAUUUAAGUUUGCCAAGUGAUAAUAAUUAAGAAACGAAAUAAUAUUUAGUACAAUAAAAAAAUAAGCAAGGAGAAUAUUAUAAAAAUUGUACACAAUAGAGAAACAGACACACAAACACAAAAAGUUAAUUGAUCUUGAUUGAAUUGUAACAAAAACAAAAGCUUGUCGUUAAUUUUUCAUGAAGAUUUUUUGAAAGAGAACAAAUAAGUUAUUGAAAUAAGUGAGAACGCGCCAAGUACCGUUAACGUCAAAAUUACUGUUUAUCACAAGAAAUAAGUUUUUUUGAGACCGAUAUGCAGCCUUGACAUGGCCGAAGGUUUUGAAGAGUCUGAAACAAAUAAUAACAGUAAUAAUUGUGAAGGAGCAGUGAUGAUUGGUACCGUUAUGCCAUCUCUGGCAUCAUCUCUCAACUUUGGCUCGAUCAAGAAGGAGCUGGAAUCGGCAUGUGUCACGUCGAAAAUUCACUUGUCGCCCGCCCACAGUGACAACGAUGACAGAAACCGAAGUCCUGAGCCACAGAAGCGCAGCGUAAAAGAGGAACACAAUGACGACGAUGACAGAAGUAACGCCAGUACGCCGCAAUCGCAACGGAACUCGCCCGAGCCAAAGGAGCAUCACAUCUUCAAUGAACACUACCAGAAUUCGGACAAAAGUAGUUUGUCAAGCAGCAAAAACAACUCAAAUUCGUCGCAAAUGUCGUCGCUGAACGGAACUAUGCAAGACUUGAUCAACUUGCAAAAGUUGCAAAAUUUGUCGAUUUUUCAACAUCCGCAGUUAGGGCAACAGUUGCCGGGAUUGUCGAAUUUAACCAGUGGUCAGCAAAAUUUGUUGAAUUCUCCGCUGAACUUGAGUUUGGGAGGACAUUCGAAUAUGCCGGCGGCUGAAAGCCCGCAAUUGCCGCAACUGAUACUGGCUUCGGGGCAGUUGAUACAAGGGAUACAGGGUGCACAGUUGUUGAUACCGACGUCGCAAGGCGUUACCACACAAACGAUUUUAACGAUACCAGUUAGCCAACAAAUUGCAUCGAGUGUGACAAAGGAACAAAUUUUCCAGAAUAUCACGCAGUUGAUUAGUCGUGCCGAUAGUUUAUCGAGUCCAUUGCCGCCGCAUUUACCUCUGUCACAAUCACAAAUUAUCAAUAGUUCAAACUUACUUAACUCACAUUUCCUAUCAAAUAAUGCUCAACAAUUACUGUCAUCGAUACAACCGCCGAAUAUUUUACCCACGUUAGCAGCAGCUGCUGCAGCUCAACAACAAGCAGCAGCCGCCCAAUCACAACACGAGCAUCAGCAGUCACAACAAUCGAACAAAUCGUCGUUAGUGUCAAAGUCAUCGCAGCAUCUGUCAUCAGCGCGUCACAGCCCCUUGGCAGCAGGAAAUGCGGGAAAUCAAUCGAAACUCAACCACCAUCAUCAUCAUCGGGAUCAAAAUCGACCAAAGUCCCAUUCGCCGCAACCGACAAACUUGUCGAAUAAUUUGUCGUCGAUGUUCGAUGUCAAGUCCAGCGGAGGCGCGGCACGUUUGACACCCAUUGCGGAGCGCAGCAGCGACGAACGAGACGAACAUCAUCGAAAGAGCUCGCCAAUGCAUCAAAACUCGUCGCGUGACGACUCGCAUUCACCAAAUUUCUCGAAUCGAUUGCCUACGACAAAUGGCGAACUAAUUAUAACGAAAAGUCAUCCUCAUCACAUGUCAUCGGGCAACAAUGCGGGUCCAAGUCGAUCCUCGCAAUCGUCGCCGCAAUCCGGGCAUCACAAUAUCUCCAACUACCAUUUGCCGAGCUCGAUGACGAAGAGUCCCACAAACAGUAGCAGUCACAAACCACCUUUGUCACCGGCUGGAUCUGAUAAUUCUGGCGGUGAUUUACUUUCCGACUCACCGAAUGAACUAACAAUCAAUCAGACAAAUUGUAAUGUAGUUGAUGGCAUUGACCUGGACGAGAUCAAAGAGUUUGCCAAGGCAUUCAAGCUCCGUCGUCUCUCGCUUGGCUUGACGCAAACGCAAGUGGGACAAGCGCUGUCGGUCACUGAAGGUCCCGCUUAUAGUCAAAGUGCUAUUUGUAGUGCCCUCGCUGCUCAAAUGUACGCAGCUGCACAGAUUUCAUCACAGCAACAAAUGUUUGAAAAGCUGGACAUCACUCCCAAAAGUGCGCAGAAAAUAAAACCUGUGUUAGAAAAGUGGAUGAAGGAAGCCGAGGAACGUUACAAAACGGGACAGAAUCACUUAACGGACUUUAUUGGUGUGGAGCCAUCCAAGAAGCGAAAACGUCGUACGUCAUUCACGCCGCAAGCAUUGGAGUUGCUUAAUGCCCAUUUCGAGCGAAAUACACAUCCGUCAGGAACGGAAAUCACUGGCCUAGCACAUCAACUUGGUUACGAGCGCGAAGUUAUCCGGAUAUGGUUUUGCAACAAACGUCAAGCUUUGAAGAAUACCGUACGAAUGAUGUCCAAAGGAAUGGUCUAAAUUACAUGUUUUAACGAAAAAAUUCGAAAAUAACUUUUUAUAAAGCUCAAAUCCCGUUUAAAAAAAUCUUGAAAUGUAAAUUUAAAAUUUAAUCAGCCUCGAAAGGCACUUAUGUACAAAACAGAAAAAAUACUUUCACAUAAUGUAAGAUACUCAGUCGUCAAAAUUUUAAGAAAACCCUGAUAAUGACUGAAAUUAUAUUGAAAUAUUGAAGAAAAAAAAUAUUACAUUUAUUUACUAUAUAUAA